This is a messenger RNA of Vigna angularis (adzuki bean), 891 nucleotides long. Its product is annotated as glutathione hydrolase 3. Bases 1 to 891 code for a protein of 296 amino acids. Gene Ontology annotation, cellular component: plasma membrane. Lineage: Eukaryota; Viridiplantae; Streptophyta; Magnoliopsida; Fabales; Fabaceae. Gene Ontology annotation, biological process: glutathione catabolic process. Gene Ontology annotation, molecular function: glutathione gamma-glutamate hydrolase. The record is from RefSeq and is a predicted model, not a curated record. The transcript has 3 exons.
AUGAGGAUCUCCUACAACGUCAAGCUCGAACAGAGGGAGAACAAAGAGAGCCCGAAAACAUAUAUGGAGAAGAAUAAAGUUGCUCCCCUAGCAAUCCUUUUGUGCGAGCUCCAAGACUCCCAAGCCGCCUUAAGUUGGGGUUUCCGCGAAGAAGAGGAAGGAAAAUAUAAUGAAGGGUUGACAACCAGUGAUGAAGAUAUUGUAGAAUCAGAUGUGGGAGUUGUUGCAACUGAUGAUGCUCGAUGUUCUGCAAUUGGUGUUUCAUUGAUUAAGCAGGGUGGACAUGCUGUGGAUGCUGCAGUUGCGGCUGCACUAUGCAUUGGUGUUGUUCUCUCAGCAUCAAGUGGCAUAGGGGGUGGCGGUUUCAUGGUUGUUCGAUCUUCUUCAACCUCCCAAACACAAGCUUUCGACAUGAGAGAAACUGCUCCUGCAUCUGCUUCACAGACCUUAUUCCAACCAGCUAUAGAACUUGCUAAAAAGGGUUUUGAAGUGUCUCCUACUCUUGGAGAUUUCAUAGCUAAAGAUGCCAAAAAGAUAUUGGAUGAUCCUGGGUUAAGAAAGCUAUAUGCACCCGAAGGAACUUUGCUGAAAGAAGGGGAUGUGUGUAAAAAUGAGGAACUCGGUCGCACCUUAGAGGUAGUGGCAGAGCAAGGGCCACAAGCUUUCUACAAUGGUACCAUUGCUGAAAAGUUAGUGAAGGAUAUCAAAGAGGCUGGUGGCAUUUUAACAAUGGAAGAUCUACGUAAUUACAAGGUGGAAAUAGCAGAUGCAAUGACUCUGAAUGUGAUGGGAUACACCAUAUAUGGAAUGCCACCUCCUUCGUCUGGAACACUUGCUCUUUCACUGGUUUGUACAUUCCUCUCCCCUCUUUUCUGCCAUGUUGCUCUGUAG